GUUGACUGACUCCAUCUGCUGACGCUGGGUUUGUGUCCGUAUUUGUUCCCAGUGAAUUCUUUGCUACAGAACUAGCUUAGAGUCUGACUGUGAGUACUGGUCACAGAAAAAAAUACUCCUGUUUUCUGUUUACUAUCUGGAAGCGCUUAGUCAGCGCGACAGGCCAGUGUUCUGCUACUUGCCCAGACCUGGGACCCUUCCCCAGUAGUACUGGUUUGCGUGUGUUUGCUAUUUAAGUGAUCUUUUUUUCCUCUUCAGCUGCCAUCUAGUUGAUGGUGGAAGGGUGUUUGGGGGAGCAGGAGCGUCGUGCCCCCUCCGUAGCGGAGAUUUUCCGACUUCUGUAUUCACUCAGAAGAAUGAUUGACCAAAGCUGUGUGCUUCACCCUAAAAAAGCCUCGAUAACUGAACUUCCCAGGCCUUGACAAACCAAGGUGGUUGGCGUCGGUCCAGGUCAGGCAGCUGAUCUCCACUGCGUGCACACUCCCUGGUCACGCAGCAGUGCAGCAGCUGCUUUGAGUAUUUUGGCUCUGAUCCUGCUGCACAGACGCGCCCGGAGCGGGGACAGCCUUGCAGGUGCCACGUCUGGAAGGAGCAGAGGCCGCGGGCAGGGGGGGGCUGGCAGGGUAGAGCACGGUGGAAGCAGCUGGGCUGGCUCGGUAAGGCGCAGCUUAGUCACUUCCUUCGGGAAGCGUGUCGGAUGCAGCUCUCCUGUGCGGGAGCCUCACCUGAGCCACCUCAGCUGGGAGCAAAAUGUCAAGGUGUUCUCUGCUUACUGGGAACGGACCUUCUCGCAGGCUGGGUGUGCUGGCCCGGACUGGUCCCAGCAGGCACAGGAAUGAACUUGGGCUCGGUGCUGGCCAGGAAGACCCGGGAAGGGGUUAGACCUGCUGCAGGAAAGGAGACCAGAGCCACCAAAGCCUGGGGCACAAACACUUCUCGGGGUGUUCCCAGCUCACGGCUGCUCCUGAACCUCCUCGCUGCACUCGCCUGGAUGAAGCUGGAGAGCCUCAGUCCGCUUCUGCCACAUCCCUGCUCCGCUGGGAAUCCGGGCGCAGGAGAUGCCCACCGCUUCCUUGCUCUUCUGUGGAUGUGACCCCCUGGUGUCCUCCAUCACGAGCCUGGAGCUGUCCUCCGUCAGCUGGGAAGAAGAAUGUCCCCGCUUGUCUGAUGAGGCGCUGUGGCUUGUCCCCCAGAUUCCCCAGCUCGACAAGCCCUUACUCAUCUGCUUGUUCAGAGCGGGGAUUUCACGAGACCCUCUCCGAGCCCCACGAGGACAUUUCUCAGCCGGUGACCCGCUGGAAGCAGGGGAGCCAGAGCUGUGGGUGACGCUGGUGGAGGUGUGCCUGCCGCGGGGCUGGCUCCAGUGGCAGAGUCCAGAGGCACCUGCACAAGAUCGAGGCGUGUCGGGAAGCCUGAUGCCUCGCCUCUGCCAAUGUGGAGGCGGAGGGAGGAGGGCCAAAAGACAUGUCCCUUCUUGCAACGGCUGAAAACGGAGAAGGAAACUCGCUAGAGCCUUUUUCACCAGCACAGGAGGCCUCACUGUCCUGCUCUCACCCCAGAAGCCCUCCCGUACUCCAGUACUCUGGGGGGGUGGCAGUCCCGCACCCACCGGGCGAUGAACAUCGCAAGGAGAAGAGGCUUUUACAGACAGGAGGUGAACAAAACCCUCUGGGAGCUGCCCAGGAGAUACACCUCCCUUCACCCGGUGGGGUCUGGAGCCUACGGAUCGGUGUGCUCAGCCGUAGACAAGAAGACAGGGGAGAAGGUGGCUAUCAAGAAGCUCUGCCGCCCGUUCCAGUCAGAGAUCUUUGCCAAGCGAGCAUACAGAGAGCUCAUGCUGUUGAAGCACAUGCAACACGAGAACGUCAUUGGGCUGCUUGAUGUCUUCACCUCUGCCACCUCCUACCAGGGAUUCCAGGACUUCUACCUGGUGAUGCCAUACAUGCGGACAGAUUUACAAAAGAUCAUGGGACAUGAAUUCAGUGAUGAAAAGAUCCAGUACCUGGUCUACCAAAUGCUGAAAGGGCUGAAGUAUAUUCAUUCCGCUGGCAUCGUCCACAGGGACCUGAAGCCAGGCAACCUGGCUGUGAAUGAGGACUGUCAGCUAAAGAUCUUGGAUUUCGGCUUGGCCAGACACGCUGAUGCUGAAAUGACCGGCUACGUGGUUACGCGCUGGUACAGAGCCCCUGAAGUCAUUCUCAACUGGAUGCACUACAACCAGACAGUGGAUAUCUGGUCUAUUGGCUGUAUCAUGGCAGAAAUGCUGACUGGGAAAACGCUGUUUAAAGGAAAAGACUACCUGGACCAGCUGACUCAGAUCCUGAAAGUGAUGGGGCAUCCUGGAGAAGACUUUGUGGAGAAGCUGGAGGACAAAGCGGCAAAGAACUAUAUCAAAUCCCUUCCUAAAAUCCCCAAGAAGGAUUUGUCUGUGCUUUUCCCCAAAGCCAAUCCUCAGGCCGUGGACCUGCUUGACAAGAUGUUGCAGCUUGACGUGGAAAAGCGUCUUACAGCGACGGAGGCGCUGGCUCACCCCUAUUUUGACCAGUUCCGAGACGUCGAAGAGGAAACGGAAGCGCAACAGUCCUACGAUGAUUCUCUGGAACACGAAAAGCUUUCGAUAAAUGAGUGGAGAAAGCAUAUUUACAAGGAGAUCUUGUCCUUCAGUCCCAUUGCGCGAAAGGACUCAAAGAAGCGAAGUGGGAUGUCAUUAUAGCAGGCGGUGCGGCUAUGGCUGGGAUUCGUUUCUCCUGGAUGAUGGAUUUGAUUUACGGCGCGCUGCCUUGCUGGUGGCCAUUGUUUGGCCUGUGGGACUUCUCUGCCUGCUGCCACCGUGCUGUGGGCGUUGGACUUUGUUCUACUAAAGGGGGAAGCACCCCAAACAGUUUUCAACACAAAAGAUAAAUAUAUCCUCAUUGAAACUUGAAGUGGGAGAA
Molecule: messenger RNA, 2933 nt
Organism: Falco peregrinus (peregrine falcon)
Lineage: Eukaryota; Metazoa; Chordata; Aves; Falconiformes; Falconidae
Gene: MAPK13
Product: mitogen-activated protein kinase 13
Exons: 13
Coding region: 1616-2713 (365 amino acids)
Biological process (GO): MAPK cascade; protein phosphorylation
Cellular component (GO): cytoplasm; nucleus
Molecular function (GO): ATP binding; MAP kinase activity
Source: RefSeq, a predicted model, not a curated record